ACAAAAGAAUGGCUGAGGUCGUUGGAACUCCCCCGCCCAAGGAGCUACGUAUCCUGUGCUUCGACCUUGGCUCCUUUAACCGCACAACGCAGUUCCUGCUGAGCUGUGCAGGCGUCUUCGUCCUGUACAUUCUCUAUGGUUACAUGCAGGAACUUAUCUUCACUGUAGAGGGAUUCAAGCCUUACGGCUGGUUCCUCACGCUCGUCCAGUUCGGCUACUACAUCUGCUUCGGCCUGGUGGAGCGCCGCCUGGAGGGACAUCGGAUGAGUGGAGGAUCCUUUUGGAGCAGCAAACCUGUGGCCCGUUGCAUUCCCAUCAGCACGUACCUGGUGCUGGCCGCUCUCACUCUGGGCACCAUGGGACUGUCCAACUCCAGUUUGGGCUACUUGAACUACCCCACCCAGGUGAUCUUCAAGUGCUGCAAGCUCAUCCCCGUGCUGGUGGGCAGCAUCCUCAUCCAGAAGAAGCGCUACGGAGUGCUGGACUUUGCGGCAGCCACCUGCAUGUGCAUCGGAUUGGCCUGGUUCACGCUAGCUGACUCCCAGAUGACGCCGAACUUUAAUCUGCUGGGCGUGGCCAUGAUAUCGGGCGCCCUGCUCUGCGACGCCGCCAUCGGAAAUGUCCAGGAGAAGGCCAUGCGGGAGCACAAGGCGCCCAGCAGCGAAGUGGUCUUCUACUCGUACGGCCUGGGUUUCGUCUACCUCUUCGUUAUAAUGCUGGUUACCGGUCACUUCUUCAGUGGAUUGACAUUCUGCCUGGAUCAUCCGCUCCAGACCUUUGGCUAUGGCUUCUUAUUCAGCCUCUCCGGCUACCUGGGCAUCCAGUUCGUCCUGGCUCUGGUGAGGAGCAGUGGGGCUCCCAUAGCGGCCACAGUGACCACAGCUCGCAAGGCGGUGACCAUUGCGUUCUCCUUUAUCCUCUUCAGCAAACCCUUCACCAUGCAGUACCUGUGGUCUGGCCUGAUCGUCGUCCUGGGCAUCUAUCUCAACGUCUACAGCAAGCGGAGCAAGUUGACGUUAGCCGAUAUCUGGCGGAGAUUCAUGUGGUUCGCCAGAUCCAAGGAUGCACGGUCGCCGCAAUGCAAGUUUCUCAUCGAAGUUUAGUUAGAAUACAAAAAAUUGUAAUUUUAAGUCAAUUUUGAAACCCAGCUCUAAGGUGACAAGGGUUUCGGUUUAAAUGUACCUC
Molecule: messenger RNA, 1185 nt
Organism: Drosophila kikkawai
Lineage: Eukaryota; Metazoa; Arthropoda; Insecta; Diptera; Drosophilidae
Product: adenosine 3'-phospho 5'-phosphosulfate transporter 2-like
Biological process (GO): transmembrane transport
Cellular component (GO): Golgi membrane; endoplasmic reticulum membrane
Molecular function (GO): 3'-phosphoadenosine 5'-phosphosulfate transmembrane transporter activity
Source: RefSeq, a predicted model, not a curated record